CUUCCGGUCACGAAGGGUGGGAUCCGCGGCCUGGAGCUGUGGGGCAGUAAAGCCCGCACCGCCAGGGCCAACGGGUACCUUGGGCUUGGUGACGGCGGUUGCUGCCCUUUAUUUCUCGGGUCACUACUGGACGUUACGCGGCAGCCAUUUCCUUCGUCUUGGCCUGAGGCCUCGGCCCCAGGGCAGCCAUGGGUUCCAGGUGGUGCUGAAAGCAGGAGCAGUGGGGCAUGGCUAUAGUCCUGCAGGUCCUGCGUCACUUCGCCCGAGCCCCCUCGCGCCCACUCCUCUGGGGGUGCCCAUUGAUCCGGCUGGCCAGUGGCAUGGCCCUGGAAGAGCAGGCACGGCAAAUAUUUGAGAGCACCGUGGGUGCCAUGCUGCCAGGUCCCAUGCUGCAGCGGGCACUGUCCUUGGAUCCUGACAGUGGGCAGCUGAAAGUGCGGGACCGGAGCUUUCAGCUGCGGCAGAACCUCUACCUGGUGGGUUUUGGCAAGGCUGUGCUGGGCAUGGCAGCUGCAGCUGAGGAGCUACUAGGCCAGCAUCUCGUGCAGGGAGUGAUCAGCGUGCCCAGGGGGAUCCGUGCUGCCAUGGAGCAUGCUGGCAAACAAGAGAUGCUGCUGAAGCCCCAUAGCCGUGUCCAGGUAUUCGAGGGUGCGGAAGACAACCUCCCGGACCGGGAUGCGCUGCGGGCUGCGCUGGCCAUCCGACAGCUGGCCGAAGGCCUCACAGCUGAUGACCUGCUGCUUGUACUCAUCUCAGGUGGGGGAUCGGCCCUGCUGCCCGCCCCCAUCCCGCCUGUCACACUGGAGGAGAAGCAGAAACUAACCAAGCUGCUGGCAGCCCGUGGAGCCAACAUCCAGGAGCUGAACACCAUCCGGAAGGCCUUGUCCCAGCUCAAGGGUGGGGGGCUGGCUCAGGCUGCCUACCCUGCUCAGGUGGUGAGCCUGAUUCUGUCCGAUGUGGUGGGAGACCCUGUGGAGGUGAUUGCCAGCGGCCCCACUGUGGCCAGCGUCCACAGUGUGCAAGAUUGCCUGCACAUCCUCAAUCGUUAUGGCCUUCGUGCUGCUCUGCCACGUUCUGUGAAAACUGUGCUGGCUCGGGCUGACUCUGACCCCCAUGGACCACAUGCCUGUGGUCAUGUCCUCAAUGUGAUCAUUGGCUCCAAUGCACUGGCACUGGCUGAGGCUCAGAAGCAGGCUGAGGCACUGGGUUAUAAGGCUGUGGUGCUGAGCACAGCCAUACAGGGUGAUGUGAAAAAUGUGGCCCAGUUCUAUGGGCUGCUGGCCCGAGUGGCUGGAGCCUGCCUCACCAUGCCUGCGGCUAGAACCUCUGUAGAGGAGGAUAAACAACUCUAUGAACUGGCGGCCCAGCUCCAGCUCCCAGAUUUGCAUCUGAAGGAGGCCCUGGAAGCUGUGGUGGGAGCUCAGGGGCCAGUUUGCUUGCUGGCUGGUGGCGAGCCCACAGUGCAGUUGCAGGGCUCAGGCAAGGGUGGCCGGAACCAGGAACUGGCCCUGCGUGUUGGAGUGGAGCUGGGACAGUGGCCAUUAGAGCCUAUUGAUGUGCUGUUUUUGAGUGGUGGCACUGAUGGGCAGGAUGGGCCCACAGAAGCAGCUGGGGCCUGGGUUAGGCCUGAGCUUGCCAGCCAGGCCGUUGCCGAGGGUCUGGAUGUGGCUGCCUUCCUGGCCCACAAUGACUCAUAUACCUUCUUCUGCCGCUUCCAGGGUGGGGCACAUCUGCUGCACACGGGGCUGACGGGCACUAAUGUCAUGGAUGCCCACCUCCUGUUCCUGCGGCCUCGGUGAGGUCACAUUUUAGGAACCUACAGGAGGUCUGCGGGGCGGCAUCCUAGAGCAGACCAGGGUUUGUCCCCAGGGCCUCACCAAGCUUUACAGCCUCUCUUCACCUUGGUCCUGGCUGCUUGGUUGCCCUCACCUCCCAGACCCAGGGCCUGUGUGUCUUAUUUCCCAACCAGAAGGCAGAUGGGGACGCUCAUCCACUCCUACUUCCAGCCAUGGCAGCAGGUAUCCCUGAGGACCAGGACAAGCCCUGGGCCAGUUUGCUGUUCCCAGUCUUCUCCCCCAGGCAGCCCCCUGCUCAGCUCCUGCCCCUGUUUCUUCUGUGGCGUGAAGCAAGGAGGACUGAAAAUAAAAAGGACCACACCAAAAAAAAAA
Molecule: messenger RNA, 2168 nt
Organism: Phacochoerus africanus (Common warthog)
Lineage: Eukaryota; Metazoa; Chordata; Mammalia; Artiodactyla; Suidae
Gene: GLYCTK
Product: glycerate kinase
Exons: 5
Coding region: 228-1799 (523 amino acids)
Biological process (GO): protein phosphorylation
Cellular component (GO): cytoplasm
Molecular function (GO): glycerate kinase activity
Source: RefSeq, a predicted model, not a curated record